GAGACCAAACCAAUUCAGAGAACCUCAGUCUUUGGCGGGAAGGAGCUGGGCCCAGUUGCCCUGACUGUUGCCAGCAGUUUUGCCCACUCAAGGCUCCCAGCCCCAGAGAGCAGGCAUGCAUGGGGUGGAGCAGCCCCUGGAGGCCAGUGGAGUGCGGGUGGAGGCGGCACGAAGCCUAGGAGCCGCCCCAGGAAGAGGGAGCGGCCUGCCGGGAGCCAGGGAGUAGCUGGAGCAGGCAGCAGGAGCCAAGUUCCAGGCCAUGGGGACCCUGCAUCCUGAGCAGCACUGGCCCUCUUGGCCACUGAUAUGAGCCCCUGCGGGCUUAACCUGAGCCUAGCGGAUGAGGCAGCAACGUGCACAACACCCAGGCUCCCCAAUACAUCUGUGGUGCUGCCAACAGGCGAUAAUGGCACAUCACCAGCGCUGCCUAUCUUCUCCAUGACUCUGGGUGCUGUGUCCAACGUGCUGGCGCUGGCGCUGCUGGCCCAGGUUGCAGGCCGAAUGCGGCGGCGCCGCUCGGCUGCCACCUUCCUGUUGUUCGUCGCCAGCCUGCUUGCCAUCGACCUAGCAGGCCAUGUGAUCCCGGGCGCCCUGGUGCUUCGCCUAUAUACUGCGGGACGUGCGCCUGCUGGCGGGGCGUGUCAUUUCCUGGGUGGCUGCAUGGUCUUCUUCGGCCUGUGCCCACUUUUGCUUGGCUGUGGCAUGGCCGUAGAGCGCUGUGUGGGUGUCACGCAGCCACUGAUCCACGCGGCGCGCGUAUCUGUGGCCCGCGCACGCCUGGCACUAGCCGUGCUGGCUGCCAUGGCUUUGGCGGUGGCGCUGCUGCCACUGGUACACGUGGGUCGCUACGAGCUACAGUACCCUGGCACCUGGUGUUUUAUUAGCCUUGGGCCUCGUGGAGGUUGGCGCCAGGCGUUGCUUGCCGGCCUCUUCGCUGGCCUUGGCCUGGCCGCGCUCCUUGCGGCGUUAGUGUGCAAUACGCUCAGCGGCCUGGCGCUCCUCCGUGCCCGCUGGAGACGGCGUCGCUCUCGACGGUUCCGAGUGACCGCAGGUCCCGAUGAUCGCCGGCGCUGGGGAUCUCGUGGACCCCGCUUGGCCUCCGCCUCGUCUGCCUCAUCCAUCACUUCAGCCACAGCCACCCUCCGCAGCUCUCGGGGCGGCGGCUCCGCGCGCAGGGUUCACGCACACGAUGUGGAAAUGGUGGGCCAGCUCGUGGGCAUCAUGGUGGUGUCGUGCAUCUGCUGGAGCCCCCUGCUGGUGUUGGUGGUGUUGGCCAUCGGGGGCUGGAACUCUAACUCCCUGCAGCGGCCACUCUUUCUGGCUGUACGCCUCGCAUCGUGGAACCAGAUCCUGGACCCAUGGGUGUACAUCCUGCUGCGCCAGGCCAUGCUGCGCCAACUGCUUCGCCUCCUACCACUGAGGGUCAGUGCCAAGGGUGGUCCAACGGAGCUGGGCCUAACCAAGAGUGCCUGGGAGGCCAGUUCACUGCGUAGUUCCCGGCACAGUGGUUUCAGUCACCUCUGAAUGGGCCCAGAAGCUAAG
This is a messenger RNA of Mus caroli (Ryukyu mouse), 1542 nucleotides long. It is a transcript of the gene Ptger1, whose product is annotated as prostaglandin E receptor 1. Gene Ontology annotation, cellular component: plasma membrane. Lineage: Eukaryota; Metazoa; Chordata; Mammalia; Rodentia; Muridae. Gene Ontology annotation, molecular function: prostaglandin E receptor activity. Gene Ontology annotation, biological process: inflammatory response; adenylate cyclase-activating G protein-coupled receptor signaling pathway; positive regulation of cytosolic calcium ion concentration. The record is from RefSeq and is a predicted model, not a curated record.